AUGGUUACCGCCUUAGUUGCUCCAGGGAUACCAGCGGCAGCAGCCACGACGGCACCAGUAGCAGCUGCGGGGGCAGGAGGAGGAGGAGCAGCAGCAGCAACGGCUGCCGUUUCUCCUCCCGCGCUGCUGCUGCGGCAGCAGGCUGCAUCCCCUCUGCCACCCCUUUCUUCGCUUCGCCUUGUUCACACCAACAGCAGCGACAGCAGCAGCAGCGACAGCAGCAGCAGCACCAGCACUGAGAGCAGCAGCGACGGAUACGAGUCGCCACCUACCGCUGGUCUUGAAACUACACCAGCAGUGACAGGACCAGUGCAAGUGCCUCCAUCCUUUCGUGGAUGUGGUAUUGGCGGCAGCACUAGCCACAGCAGCAGCAGCAGCCACAGCAGCAGCAGCAGCAGGUACCGCGUGGCUUCUGCCUCCGCUGCGGCUGCUGUUCGCACCAGCCAGCGGCGACUCCGAGGCAGUGAACUCCCGUGCGAGAGCAACAGUUCGGACCUUACUGCAGCAGCGGCAGCAGCACAGUUGCAGCAGUUUGCUGCUGCCUGGUGGGCUUUGCCCUCUGUGGACACCCUCUGCAGCAGCAGCAGCAGCAGCACAGCGAUCUGCUCGUCUCUGGAUGCAGCAGUGGCGGAAGCACUUUUUCCUCCGGAUCCACCCGUCCCGCUACAGCCGCUUCUUCUGUCUGCAGAGCAGCAGAUUCAGCAGCAGCAGAUUCAGCCGCAGGACGAGCAGGUGCAGCAGCAGGUAGACGCCGCAGUUGCUCGCGAGCUGCAGCAUACGCUGCCAGGAAUGUACAGGCAGCGCCUGAAGCAGUUGCACGCUCUCGCGCUGUUGCAGCCAGAGCUGUACAGACACUGCAGGGGACUGUGUGCAGCCACGGAAGUCUACAAGGCGAGUCUUGCACUUCUACAGCAGCUUUUUGACAGGCCGCAGCAACAGCAGCAGCUCCACCAGCCAGUGGCAAGUAGCGAAGCAGCGAGUGCUGCCUCUGCUGUCAGUGCAUCCUCGCCAUCCUGCGGCAGUGCUGUCUCAGAAACGGCGGCAGCAGCGACGGCGCCAGCACCUCUUUCUCCUUCAGCGGCUGCAGUAUCGCCUGCGCCCAGCAGGCAAGAAAUGAGGAAAGCUCUGUUGCAACUGCGGCAGUGGCAGUCAGGACUGGUCGGGGAACUGAUGAGGGGUGUCAGGGAGUACAUCGGCCCCUUGGCAGGCGGAUGGGGAGCCGCAAACGUCGGCUUGGGGGGUCCAGACACCACGCAGCCGACGAGGAAGCAGCAGGCAGCGCUGCUGGCUGUGUGUGACAAGUUUCUGGAGACGUUUUUCUGCGGGCGCGUCGCAGCAGAGAUUCUCAGGGAGAGGUGUAUUGGAGCUCUCGAAGGCUGGAACCCAUCGGGUGCUGCUCUGCAGCAGUGUGCACUUGACUCUUUGGUAGUUCGCGCUGCGGCGAAUGCUCAGCGCAUGGCACUCACCAGUCUGGGCUGUGCUCCCGCCAUCCGAGUUUAUGUCUCUUCCAUAUGCUGCUGCAUUCGCAACGGCGCGAGUGGAGCUGCUGACGGCAGCAAGCAGAACGCAGUCAAGGAAGCGUCUUCUGCGACUCCGGAGGGCAGUCUUCUGCAGACUGCCACUGGCAGCAGCGGCGGCAACAGUGGUGGGAGCGUUCGUACAGCCGAGGGGGGGGCCCCCGUCUUUGGCAGCGACGCUUUCAGGAGUUUCAGCGGUGCAUGCAGCAAGUUUGCGGUGGACAAGAGAAUCGUCGUUCGCUGUGCGCCUGCCUACACGUACAGCGGCUGCUUCGAGCUCAUAAAGAACGCCAUCGAAGCCACAGUGCGCCGGCAGCAGCAGCGCGAGCGCCAGCAGAGCGGCCAGCAACAACAGCAAGACCAACAGCAGCAACACGCUCAUCAAGAGUGGGAUUCUAUGCCUGUGCGGCAGUCCAAGUGUAUCUACAGUUUGCCGUCGCUUUACGAUGGUCCUGAUGCACCCCGCGCACAGGACCAGCAGCAAGAGCAGCAACGGGAGGGGAAGGAGCAGUGCUCCUCUAUGCUGCCGGUGGAUAUACACCUCAUUUUUGCGGCCGAGUCGGGUGUCGUCGUCAAAGUUAGCGACAGCGGCGAAGGCCUGUGCUUGACGGAGCAGCAGCUUGCCUGGCGCUUCCUGUACAGCACGAGAACGAUAACGAGCGAGAAGUUGAUGAAGGCGCAACCAGUCUCUCUCGUGGCACCUGUGGCUGUUGCGGUUGCUGCUGCUGCUGCAGGCGCCGCAUUGUUCUCGGGUUGGGGUGUUGGGCUACCCUUGACGCGCAUUUAUGCUAGAGCUCUCGGGGGAGAUGCGUUCAUGGAGUCGAGGGUUGGACACGGCACGCGUUCGUAUUUGUACAUACCGGAUAUCAGUCCAAGCGCUUGCACGGCCAUGCCGCAAACUUCGUCUGCCGCAGCGGUCUCGCCGUUGCGCUGUUGCGACCCUCUUUUUUACGGAGCUGAGCAGCAGCAGCAGCAGCAGCAGCAGCACUGGCGAACAACUGUACAUCUUUCAGCUGCCCACGCUAGAGACGGGUUUACCGUUGUGAUGCGCAAAGGCGCAGUUACAGUAGAAACUUUAUUGGGCAGUGUCAUGCCAUUGUGCAGCAACAAUUUUUCUAGUGCCAUGCAACGAGCAACAUCGCCGCAGCAGCUAGACAUAGCACAACUCCGCAUGAAAAAAGCAUUUUUGAGGCCCUCUGCAGGAGCAGGGAUACAAUUUGCUGCCGUCGCAGCGGUGGUGGCAGUGACGAGUGAACGACGUUUUUUCACACAUGCCUUGCCCUGGAAAAAUCCUGACUGCGUGGCUCUCGUUGCAGUUGCAGGAUACGAGCGCGCGUUCACUGCAGCACAGUCAAGCGCUGCUGCCACCACCUUUAAGGGGCUGCCUGCAUGCGACGGGAAGGCAGCCUGCCCCCCCUCUUGCCAUGCGGCAACUGCCGCUCCACAGAAAAGCAACUGGUGGCAAGUCCAGGAGAAAGGGGCAAGAAGGAUCUGCUAG
Cyclospora cayetanensis is the source of this 3015-nucleotide messenger RNA. RefSeq lists its product as uncharacterized. The transcript has 10 exons. NCBI's taxonomy places the organism in Eukaryota, Apicomplexa, Conoidasida, Eucoccidiorida, Eimeriidae. Gene Ontology annotation, biological process: regulation of glucose metabolic process; protein phosphorylation. The record is from RefSeq and is a predicted model, not a curated record. Gene Ontology annotation, molecular function: pyruvate dehydrogenase (acetyl-transferring) kinase activity. Gene Ontology annotation, cellular component: mitochondrion. The coding region runs from base 1 to 3015 and encodes 1004 amino acids.